CCCUGUACCACCAGAGAGGCCCCAAAAUGAGGGUUAUUUUUUUUUCUCCAGAGGCCUUUUUGCCCCUACAGUCUUGAACAUUGUUGAAAGUUGUAUUUUCUGUGCUUAUUCUAUGAAAAAAGGCAAAUGUGUGUGCAAAUUAACUCCAUUUUUUUUUUUAACCAUUCAGACUAAUUUUCGAAAAUGCCAAGUAGGAAAUUUGCUGAUGGUGAAGUGGUAAGAGGUCGGUGGCCUGGGAGUUCACUGUAUUAUGAAGUAGAAAUUCUAAGCCAUGACAGCAAGUCCCAACUUUACACUGUAAAAUACAAAGAUGGAACAGAACUUGAGUUGAAAGAGAAUGACAUCAAGCCUCUGACGUCCUUCAGGCAGAGGAAAAGUGGCUCCACUUCCAGUUCUCCCGCAAGACGCCGAGGGAGCCGGUCACGGUCCCGCUCCAGAUCCCCAGGCCGGCCACCACGAAGCUCUCGCAGAGCAGCCUCAGCCUCGGCCUCCAGACGGCCAGAGAUCAAGGAGAUGAGGAAGGAGGUGUUGGAAGUUAAACUGACUCCACUGGUGUUGAAACCAUUUGGAAACAGCAUUAGCAGCCACAAUGGGGAGCCUGAGCACAUAGAGAGGAAUGACAUGCCCCACAGAAACACACAGGAAAAAUUCCAUUUGUCACAAGAAAGUAGUUACAUAUCUACACAGUACAGCCUUCGUCCGAGAAGAGAGGAGAUCAAAUUAAAAGACAUUGAUUUUAAGGAAGAAAAGGCUGUUACUAAAGGACCUACGUCGCUGAGAACCUUUGAAGUGCCAUCCACACAGAAGAAAGAUUUGGAGUUCGGAGGAGUACCUGGUGUGUCUCUCAUCAUGCUUGGCCUGCCUGUCUUCCUCUUCCUGUUGCUGUUGAUGUGUCAGCAGAGGGAUCCCAGUCUUCUGAAUUUCCCGCCUCCCUUGCCAGCUUUGUCUGGCUUAUGGGAAACCAGAGUUUUUGGAGUUUACCUACUCUGGUUUUUCCUUCAGUCUCUGCUUUAUUUACUGCCAAUAGGGAAGGUUGUGGAAGGGACACCUCUCGCUGACGGAAGAAGACUCAAGUAUAGAUUAAAUGGUUUCUAUGCCUUCAUCCUGACGUCUGCAGGGGUUGGAGCGUCGCUUUUCUGGGGCCUGGACCUGAGUUACGUGCACAGUCAUUUCCUGCAGCUGGCGCUCGCAGCCACUGCUUUUGCUGUGGUGCUGAGUGUUUACCUGUACACCCGGGCUUUGGCAGCGCGCCGGGACGAGCUGUCGCCCGCGAGCUCUGGAAAUGCCAUCUAUGAUUUCUUCAUUGGCCGUGAAUUAAAUCCUCGGAUUGGUAAUUUUGAUCUCAAAUAUUUUUGUGAAUUGCGCCCCGGAUUGAUUGGAUGGGUGGUUAUUAACCUGGUGAUGCUUUUGACUGAGAUGAAAGUAUAUAAUCGUGCCGUCCCAUCCUUAGCAAUGAUUUUGGUUACCAGUUUCCAGCUUUUAUACGUAGUGGAUGCUCUCUGGAACGAGGAGGCAGUAUUGACAACCAUGGAUAUUAUCCAUGAUGGUUUUGGAUUUAUGCUGGCUUUUGGAGAUUUAGUGUGGGUUCCAUUUAUCUACAGCCUCCAAGCCUUUUACCUAGUCAAGCAUCCAAAUGAAGUGUCUUGGCCCCUGGCUUCUCUGAUUAUUGCUCUGAAACUUUGUGGAUACGUAAUCUUCCGAUGUGCAAAUUCACAGAAAAAUGCGUUCCGGAAAAACCCCACUGAUCCAAAGCUUGCACACUUAAAGACCAUUCAUACUUCAACGGGAAAAAGUCUUCUGGUUUCUGGAUGGUGGGGCUUUGUUCGUCACCCCAAUUACCUGGGCGAUCUCAUCAUGGCUCUGGCGUGGUCUCUCCCGUGUGGCUUUAAUCACAUUCUGCCUUAUUUCUACGUGAUCUACUUCACCAUGUUGCUUGUCCACCGGGAGGCGCGCGACGAGCACAGCUGCCGGAGGAAGUACGGCCUGGCCUGGGACAAGUACUGCCAGCGCGUGCCCUACCGCAUCCUCCCCUACGUGUACUGAGCCGCGCCGGCCUCCGCCCCCUGCGCCAGCAGCCAGAGGGCCCAGGGGACCCACCGUCACCCGCUGACGGGGUCUUCACGUUUUCUUUUCUUUCCGAGUCAGGACUUUAGAGCCAAGUAACACAUCUUUUCGUAGCUGUGCUCAUUUUAUUCAGUCAGACAGUCCACACCAAGGAAGGUCGGUGGGACCUGUAUUCCAGGAGGAAAGUUUUAAUCCUUAAAAACCUGAAAACAGUCUCAUACAUGCACUGAAAAGGAUGCUACUCACGUUUAUGGUUUUUGGUUGCUUCUCAACUACUCGCUUUCUUGCCAGUUGGUUUUUCUUAAAGGAAAACAGUUGCAUUCAGGAUCCACCUACGAUUUAUUGUUUCCCUUUAAAUGUAAUCGUUUACGACUUAUUUGAUUUGGAAGUAAACCUGUGAAAGGGGCUGGGAGAUUGCCAGCAGACACUGUGAGGGCAGCAGCAGUGGCAGUUUGCUUCACCUCAGCUUCCAAAACUGCAUUUAAAAUGUAAAUAUAUAGCUUUUAUGUAAUAUAUGGUGACUUCAGAUUUUUUCUGUACAGUAUUUUGAAUGUGAGAUAAUUAUCAGGACUAAGUAUCUUUCUAGCAAAAACAUUUUCAGUGUUUUCAGUUUUGUAAAGUGAUACAUGUGAAUUGAACAUUUUACAACCAUCAGAAUUCACUUCAUAUUGUAUAAAAGAUGCUGUUUCUAAUCCAAAGUUUGUGAAUCCGGCUUUGCUACCUCAGCUGCACAUGUGUGUUUGCUUUUGCAAACUGCUGCAGAUAGGAAAAAGAGCAUAAAUAUAUAUUUGUAGAGUAACAUCACUAUUUAAACAUUUUUACCCAGAUUGGUGUUUGAAAAUUUGCCGUUACAGGCUCAUAUUUUUGUAUGUUUUUGCCUUUUUUAAUUAAAUCGUGUUUUUGCUACUGUUUUAGCUUGUGCAGUUUUAUACUGUAUUUUGUAUAACCUUUAUAUUUACAAGACUCUUACUUCUUGGAAGUCUAUUCACCUAAAAACAAUUUACUAGUUUAAAAUCUCUUAGUUUAAUAGAAUUGUGUAAGGUAGCUUCCGCCAUUAAAUCCUAGUCAUUUAUGUAGUCUCGAUUGUUCUAUAAAGGAAUAUAGCAAGCUUAACUAAACUUUUGUAUUCAAAGUGAAGUAUACUCUCCCUGUCUUAAACAUAGGGGAAUGCAUACAUACAUUGUAUAUGUGUGGGUUUCUGAUGAUACAUUUUACAUCCAAGCCAUUUAGAUCCGAGUUGCUCUACACUGUGAUUUGAGGUGGACAUGACUUAGUUUCGUUGACGCCGUCCUGGGGCUGGCGUGCACCCGUAGUCUGUAAGACGCUGUUCUGGUGACAUUGUCAGCGUUGCAUGAGUACGGAUGUGCACGGGCAGGGUUUGUCCUGGCGUCAGAAGUGGGGUGCAGGAGUAUUCUGCAAGACCCGCCGGGGAAAUGGGAGGAGGAAGGAGGACAUUCUCUCCCGCAGUGGAAGAGUCUGCUGCCAACACGCCUGCAGUUUCUCACCAUCAGCUAUGACUUGUUUUUAAUUUUUUGACAUGUUUAUUUGAUAAGUUUUAUAAUGAAGUUUUAAGUU
This is a messenger RNA of Condylura cristata (star-nosed mole), 3639 nucleotides long. RefSeq names its product lamin B receptor (gene LBR). The coding region runs from base 184 to 2043 and encodes 619 amino acids. Gene Ontology annotation, cellular component: nuclear inner membrane. Lineage: Eukaryota; Metazoa; Chordata; Mammalia; Eulipotyphla; Talpidae. Gene Ontology annotation, biological process: sterol biosynthetic process. The record is from RefSeq and is a predicted model, not a curated record. Gene Ontology annotation, molecular function: oxidoreductase activity, acting on the CH-CH group of donors, NAD or NADP as acceptor. The transcript has 13 exons.